Molecule: messenger RNA, 2139 nt
Organism: Cimex lectularius (bed bug)
Lineage: Eukaryota; Metazoa; Arthropoda; Insecta; Hemiptera; Cimicidae
Gene: UBL3
Product: ubiquitin-like protein 3
Exons: 4
Coding region: 346-714 (122 amino acids)
Molecular function (GO): protein binding
Source: RefSeq, a predicted model, not a curated record
UUAACAUCUCGUCCUUAGUUCGGGUCGGGCUCCGCCAUCUUGGCCAGUCUAUCAGCUCUCUUAUCGUAUUUAUAAUGUCAACGAAUUUAUAAACAAUCCGACGUCGGGAAAAGGUCGGGCUGUUUCUCCUUCGACUCGGUCCCAAUUCGAGUGUGACUCAAAAUAGGAUGAAUUGAAAUGAAAGCGUCCCGAGAUGAUAUUUCUCAUGUAGCCCCCUGGAACUGUGCUGGAAAGUGUAUCGUCUGCCUACAUACUCAAUUCCUCGACCUCAACGUAUCCGUUUCUUCGUUUUGAACCGUGUCUCGUCGAAUCGGAUCCGUCGUCGCUUUUAGGAUUGACGCAAAAAUGGUUUGCAGACCGAUUCCGAGCGAUAAGAUUAACCUCAGAUUGAUAUUAGUCAGUGGAAAAACAGAAGAAUUUCUGUUUAACCCAAAUGAUUCGGCAGGAGAGAUAGCCCAGCACGUGUUUGAUAACUGGCCAGAAGACUGGGCAGAAGAAGCUGUUGCAAAAGCAGAAAUUCUUCGACUUAUAUACCAGGGACGCUUCCUGCAUAGCAAUGUUACUUUAGGUGCUCUUGGCUUACCGUUUGGUCGCACCACCGUAAUGCAUCUAGUGCCGCGAGAGAAUCUUCCAGAGCCAAAUUCCCAAGAUCAGCGGCAAAAAAGCAAAGGCGGGGGAAGCAGCUGUUGUUCCACGUCAUGCUGCAUUCUUUAGAUAAAAUAUAUUAUUUUACAGAUUAAUCCAUGUCUAUGUGUUUUGUUUGUUCAAAUAAAACAUUCAAAAAAUUCCAUGCAUAAUUAUUACUUGUAUGUAUAUAAAUAUUGUAUUAUAUUCAAAAGGUUUUUAAAUUUCGGUGUAUUUCUUCCAAGUAACCAUGACAUGGGCGAUGGGGUCAUAACCCCGAGACUUGAACUAUUUAUACUGUUGUGAUAUUCAAAUAGAAUACAAUUUUUAAUAAUAUAAAAUUAUUAAAAAAAAGAAACAUUUAGAAAGUUUUCAUACUAAAUAAAUAAAUAUAUAUAUGAUAAUAUAUUUAUUUAUGUAUUUAUUUAUUUAUUCAAUUAAGUUCUGUGCGUUAUAGUACGGUAUUAAAAAAAAGUUUUAAGAAGUAUAGUAUCUGUUUUUUAUAUAUCAUGUUUUAUCAUUAAAAAGAAAAUUUAUUUACCUAAUGUUUAUGAAAAGUUUUAUGAAUAUUAGUUAAAUUGUGAACAAAACUUUUAAAUAUUUGAGUGAUUUUGCUGGGCAUAAGCAAAAAUGUUUGAUAUGCUUACGUAUUUUCUAGAUUCUUUAAGUACCAAAACUAGACAAUAAUUAUAGACAGUUAAUUUAACCACCCUCCUUUUUUUUCCAGAGCGCAUUUUAUUUUGUGGUAGUUUUCACAUUUGUAAUUUAAAUCAGAAAAAAUAGCCGUACAUUUUUAAUAUAAAUUGAAGAACGUUUUUAUUUACAGUGUUUUUCUUGUAUAUAAAUUUUACAUAAUUUGAAAAUUAAAUUUUAGCAUAAUAUUAGCACCAAACUGUACAUAUGCCUGAUAAUAUAAAAGAUUAGCAUUUUCCUUUAUUUGCUAUUUAUUCUCUUAACAUUUCUAAAUUUUUUUGUACAUGUUUUUAUAUGUAUGUUAAAUUGCUUUAAAACAUUCCAAAGUAUUUACAUUUUUUUAACAUUAAUUUUAGUGUUUUUUUAACUGUCUAUAAUAAUUGUUAAAAAUAUUGGUUGUUUGUGUAACUGUAGGUUAUACACAACUGUGAUUUGUAUUUUAUUAAUAACUGUGUAUAUUGAUGUUUCUAUAAAUUGAAUGUUAUAACGUUUUAAUUUAUAUUAUCGAUAAUUAAUGUAACGCGUCUUCAAAGGCGUUACUUUGAUGUAAGUAUUUUACGAAUAGGAUAAAUAUUAUUUAUAUUAACAUAAAAAAUAUAUAAGUAUUUAAUAUGUAAAUAAACGUGUUAUGAUACAAAUUUUAUUUUUAAUAUUAACUCUAAAGUCUAUAAUUGUUAUUUUCCCCCCUGUAUUAUGUGAAGUCCAAAGAAUUCGCUGAAUAAUACUUAAAUGUGUGUCUAAUGGAAUUUAUAUGGAAUUAUGUUAAAAUCCGGGUUUGAAAAUGAGAUUUAAACUCUUAUUUGCUGUCAUGUAUAUAUAUAU